ACCGCAGUCUGUUUUGCUGAGGACCAAAUGUAGUUUCAGCGAACAUUUCGGCUGCCGCCCUCCCAGUUAGUCCCUGCCUCUGUCUGUCCCUCCGCGGCUUCAGCACGCUUUUAACCCGCUGAGAUUUUUUUCUUUUUCAUUAUUAUUUUUUCUAGUCAGCGCAUGUUUUUCUCAUUUCCUUCUCACUACAAGGCAGUGCUGGCUGUCCUACAAAUUCAGAGGACGUCUUUGCGGAAAAUAACGACCAAACAAAACAUUUCAGUCGACGUUAAUGUGAAAGAAGACAUUUAAUCCGUUUUGGGGCUGAGAACAGCAAGGCAACAAGCAAGGACAUGCAGCAGAGAGGUCAUUGAGGAGGAUGACAACAGAGGAAUAGAGAACAGUGAAUGAGGGAUGGAAAAGAGACUGAAGUAAGAGGAGGAAGGGGAACUCCGAAGUGCCUACUGCAAGGUUUCGUCCAACGAGGCUGCUGGCGUAUAGCAAGACUGGACCCAGUGUGUGUUUGGCCUUGAAUGGAGGCUAUAUUUUAUUCUAACAGCCACAGAGUCAUCCAUCCCACGUUGUUGAGCUGCAGUCCCGACAUACCCUGAGCUGAGCUGCAGCCUUGUCUCGUCAUAACAAGGACAUCACGGUGUAAGGUUCUGCUUUUUUUUUUCUAUCUUUUUUGUCUCUGCCCAAAUACAACUACAGUAGAACUACAGUGACUGCCCCAUCCUUGACCAUGUUGACGUGAAUGUAACACAGACUUAAAGGGGGUGUCAGCUUUUACAUGUAAAUGCACAGACAUAUCAAAAGAGACCACAGUGGUGCCCUCAGAGUAUUUUCAUUUUGUUUCUUUCUUCUUUUGAGACAGAGCUGGUCUCUGCUCACAUUUAACCUGCGCUAACUCACCCAGUGAAACUUCAGCUGCCACUUUUCCCAGGGAGAACUAACAAACAUCCCCCAAAAUACACCAACCAAGAGGAUCGGCUGACUAUUUGCAUUGGGGAAAAAAUAAUUUUGCUUCUAUUUUCUCUGUGUUUUGCUGGGGAUUUUUUUUUUUCUUGAAUCAGCAUUAGUCACUCUUACGCUCAUCAGACUUUUUUCCAUCCGUCUGGCCCCAACGCUGCUCAGUGUUUGUGAGCAUCUCAGAUGGCUGUCAGCAUGACCAUGGGACGAGACACCAAAUGGCUGACCUUGGAAGUGUGUCGGGAGUUUCAGAGAGGCACCUGCUCGCGAUCUGAUGCCGAGUGUAAGUUUGCACAUCCCUCCCGGAGCUGCCAUGUGGAGAAUGGUCGAGUCAUCGCCUGCUUUGAUUCACUCAAGGGGCGAUGCACACGAGAGAACUGUAAAUACCUGCACCCCCCUCCACAUCUGAAAACGCAGCUGGAGAUUAAUGGGAGAAACAACCUGAUCCAGCAGAAGGCUGCAGCAGCCAUGUUGGCCCAACAGAUGCAGUUCAUGCUGCCUGGAGCACAACUGCAACCCAUUACAACGUUUCCAGUGACGCCCUCGCUGGCAACAAAUCAUAGCAUGGCAUUCAGUCCAUAUCUGAGCCACAUGGGCCCAGCUAUGGGUUUGAUGCCUGAACUGCUGCCCAGCACUCCUCUGCUUGUCCCUGGAAGUCCCACCGGCCUGGCAACAAUGGGCAAUGGCACCGCUGCACAAAAACACACACGCACAGACAAGCUUGAGGUUUGUCGAGAAUUCCAACGCGGUAACUGCACACGGGGUGAGAGUGACUGUCGCUACGCCCAUCCCCUGGAGGCUGGCAUGGUGGACUGCAGUGAGAACUCUGUAAUUGUUUGCAUGGACUACAUUAAAGGUCGCUGCAGUCGAGACAAGUGCAAGUACUUCCACCCCCCGGCUCACCUGCAGGCCAGGAUCAAGGCUUCACAACACCAAGCCAGUCAAAACACAGCAUCUGCACCCUUGGCUCUGCCUCCAGGGGCUGUGCAGCAACUACCAAAGAGGCCAAUUAUAGAGAAGAGCAACGGAUCAGCUGCCACAGUCUUCAGCCCCAGCAUGUUCCACUACCAGCAAGCCCUGGCUAACAUGCAGCUCCAGCAACCAGCCUUUAUCCCUACUGUUGCCAUGGUGCACGGUGCCACCACCUCCACUGUUUCGUCGGCCUCGACCCCAGUCACCAAUGUUCCUUUUGCUGAAUCUGCCGCCUCAAAUCAGUAGACCCCUCAGAGCUUCUGACUUCUGAUCCUGUGGAGCUCCAGUGCGUUCCCGUGGAAACCCAUUUCUGUCCCAUCCCCAAACUGCUGGUGGCAGCUCCUGUGGCACUAAAUUCAGUAAGCCUUUCCAGAAACCCCAGUUAAAGUUCCUAAAACCUGCAGCACUGCAGCAAACAUGUGCCUCGCCUACAGUGCAUACUGACUGACUGGCAAUGUGAAACUUGUUUAACAAGUAAGAAAGUAAGAAAGCUGCGAUGGUUCAUGCAAUACAAGCAUGGACGAUUUACUGUUGCUUUACAGCAGCCAUCCUGAUGCAUACUGACUUGAUGAGCAAUAGAGCUCCCUGACAGCCAUACAUGCCCACACCUUAAACAUGCAGCAGAGAUGCAUGCUGACACAUUCUAGAUAAAAUACCCUUUAUGGGUUGCAGCCAUUACAUGAGGCAGCCCAAGUCAUUUGACUGUUGCAAAGUCAGAAAAGUUCAUGAAAAUUCAGACAAUUCAAGCAGCAAACAGACCUGUUGCUGGUCUGCUACCAUGACAUGUUGUCAAAGUGAAAGAGUGUUUCAUAACAUGUCAUUUAUGGUUUAGAGAUGACUACAAAUGUAACAUUGUGUUGUACCAUGUACUGUAUGCCAUUUAGUUUGUUCUCAUGGUCUCAUUUUGUCUCAUGAAAUGUCAAUAAGGACUAGUUGUUCAUUUGUUUGUGCCUUUGAUUUUUCUGCUCAGCUGCAGAGGAGACUUGGUUUCCCAAAAUAAUUGGAGCAACAGCAAAUUUGAAUAGAUGCUGGCAUUUGCAGUGAAAGGAAAUAUCAAUUACAAAUUGGCAGUGUUAGUCUAUAGUAUCUAAUUAGGGAACAGCAAAUGAGGCAUUACUCAUCAUUUAAUGAAUUUCAUCAAUCUGAAAAACUACAUUUUGAGUGAUUUUUUUUU
This is a messenger RNA of Melanotaenia boesemani (Boeseman's rainbowfish), 3094 nucleotides long. RefSeq names its product muscleblind-like splicing regulator 3 (gene mbnl3). Bases 1132 to 2166 code for a protein of 344 amino acids. Gene Ontology annotation, molecular function: metal ion binding. NCBI's taxonomy places the organism in Eukaryota, Metazoa, Chordata, Actinopteri, Atheriniformes, Melanotaeniidae. The record is from RefSeq and is a predicted model, not a curated record. The transcript is spliced from 8 exons.